Molecule: messenger RNA, 1709 nt
Organism: Annulohypoxylon truncatum
Lineage: Eukaryota; Fungi; Ascomycota; Sordariomycetes; Xylariales; Hypoxylaceae
Product: CAP Gly-rich domain-containing protein
Exons: 2
Coding region: 686-1411 (241 amino acids)
Biological process (GO): cytoplasmic microtubule organization; post-chaperonin tubulin folding pathway; tubulin complex assembly
Cellular component (GO): cytoplasm; microtubule plus-end; nucleus
Molecular function (GO): alpha-tubulin binding; microtubule plus-end binding
Source: RefSeq, a predicted model, not a curated record
UGACGAUGUAUUCUGUAUAGUACCUUUAAUGCAGGUGACAGUUCAUAAAGUUUGUGUGGCUUGCAGGUGCAAGUGUGGCGGUUUCUUUAGCUGCGCCUGCGCUUGUCGGCCCUUACUACAGCUUACUCGUACUACCUAACCCUGCUAACCUUGGGCGGUUGCGACCUAGAGCAGCCUGGCAGCCUCCGCUAGGCACGUACCGUGACACGCCGUAGCUGCGCGGACAAGGGUUCAAAAUACUGAACUUCUUUCCAUAGCCUUCUUCUCCAACUACAUCGCUGUUUUUGCAAUUAUACUGUUGCUACUGCACACAUCACACAUAACCCCAUACAGCAUAAAUUCGCCAUCUUAUAUGCAUCUUUUGCCCAACAUUCUCGUGUUCUCAACAGAUUCCCGGAGUCUGCGCCGUCGCUGCGUAGCCAUUGUGCGGCCCGAGUACUUCUUGAGUUCCUGAAGCAAGGGUCCUUACCGAGCCCGCUGUGGAGAAUCGAGGCGUGAACUCCAAGAUCAAGAGCCUCACUCCCGCGUGUAUACCUUGCAGCUUGAUACGCCGCUGUAGCUAGAAUAGGACGUGCGUGAUCCUAGUAAUCCUAUCGAAAUUGGCCGAUCGUCAGUCUUGAUACGCCUUUCAGCACUCUCAUCUCGUCUAGAUAUUCGCCACAGGCCAGACAAGGAAAGGCGAAUAAUGGCGGAUAUCCCGUUGCAAGUUAUCUCCGAGAACUCGGCCUCUGAAAGGAGAAUCACGCCAUCAUGGUCGAUCAGCCAACUGAAAAGGAAACUUGAGCCUGUCACGGGUAUCCCUCCGUCGUCUCAGCGUAUUAGCUUGAAGACUGCCUCCAAGGAAACCAUAGCUGUUGAGGCUGUAGAUGAAGACACUACAAUUCUAUCAAACUUCCCCUUAUCUGCUUAUGCAGAACUGCAUAUCACCGACACCCGGCCAGCUAGCGCCAAGCUGAAUUUCAAUGACACUACUGGCGUUGAGAAAUACAUUAUGCCGGAGGAGGAGUACGAGAAGAAAUCCGAUUCGGUCUUGGCCUGGAAGAAGGCCGAAAGGCUUGGUCGCUUCAAUCCCGAUGCCCCUAGCCUGGAGAAGGCCAAGAUUGACGGCUUUGCUGCCGAAAUUGAGAGCAGGGGCAUAAAGGUGGGCAAAAGGUGCAGAGUUGGCGGCGACGACUCUCGAAGGGGAGAGGUCAAGUAUGUCGGCGAACUCAAAGAGAUUCACGGAUCCAUAGGUGCUUGGGUCGGAGUUCAACUUGACGAGCCAGUCGGAAAGAAUGACGGAAGCAUUGGUGGCACCAGAUAUUGGGGUAUCGAAUCGGCACUCAAGCAUGGCGUGUUUGUCAGACCAGAAAGAGUUGAAGUAGGCGAAUACCCUGUCCUUGAUGACUUGGAGGAUAUGGAGGAAAUAUGACCGGUAUGCCAUCCUUCAUCCGGGAAAGGGUUUUAUACGGCAGCCACGAUCCUCGAGACUGAUAUCGCACUACUGGUGCAUGGUUACAUAGAACCGACGGCGAUUCGCGUAGUCUAGUCCAAGAAAUUUGAAUAUUUGAUUUAAUGGGUACCUUGACAUUGGAUUUUCUCUUAUGAUCUAUGGGAUCAGCUUUAGAAUCAAGGCUUGAGGCUUGUAUGUGCAGUUACACAUGAUAGGCAUACUAUUAUAUCAUUUAUUUCAUCCUGAGAUUGAAUGGGAAAUAUAAGCUUUAGAUACU